AUGUGCCUUGCAAAAAAGGUACAUCAGUACUACGGUUAUUCCGUCGUUCAUCGGAACUGCUCUAUAGCUACGCAUCUGUAUCAGACACACAAGAUAAUAUACGUAUAUGUAUUUACUUUCUUUUAUUCGAUCUGUUUUUUUAAUUAUAGUUUAUUGAAAGCUGUGAUUUAUCGGUUAUUCUGCUGUGUGUCUACAAAUUCGUUGCGUUCAAGAAAGUUCCAUGGUGUUAUCCGUCUAGUCAUAGGUCAAGCUCUGAAUCUCACAACCCCAACUUGGGUUGUUUUGAAAAAAGCAACAUAUUUUCAAGUCCAGGCAACAGCGCGGAAUCCUAGUUAUAUAUUGGCAUUUGGCAUCAAUUUGCACUUAAGGUUUUGA
This is a messenger RNA of Ilex paraguariensis (yerba mate), 375 nucleotides long. Lineage: Eukaryota; Viridiplantae; Streptophyta; Magnoliopsida; Aquifoliales; Aquifoliaceae. The record is from the annotation of a GenBank genome assembly.